Molecule: messenger RNA, 660 nt
Organism: Nelumbo nucifera (sacred lotus)
Lineage: Eukaryota; Viridiplantae; Streptophyta; Magnoliopsida; Proteales; Nelumbonaceae
Product: early nodulin-93-like
Source: RefSeq, a predicted model, not a curated record
CCACUCUCCCCCGGUUUCUCAUUUCUCUCCUUUAUUAUAAAUUAGAAGAACCUGAUCUCCCGGAUUCGUGCAGUGUCUGAGCUUCAAGCCUUCAACUUUCCUCAGCUUCUUUCAAACUCUCUCUGUAUUCUCUCCGCUCUCCAACUCAAUUUCAAAUCAGUAAAGCGACAAUCUUUUCAAUCAUCUCAAAAAUGGCGAAAAAUGUAGCUCACUCUCCUCUGGAGAGAAAUGGGCUUGCUUCACUUGACCAGAAACUCGCCAUGGCGAAGCGAUGCGGUCAUGAGGGGGUUGUCGCCGGGACCAAAGCGGCUAUCGUCGCCACCUUUGCUUCUGCAAUUCCCACUUUUGCUAGUGUCAGAAUGUUGCCUUGGGCUAGAGCUAACCUCAAUCCCACUGCUCAAGCUCUCAUCAUCUCUAUAGUGGCCGGUUCCGCAUACUUUGUAGUUGCAGACAAGACUGUUUUGGCCACGGCAAGGAAGAACUCAUUCCAGGCUUACCCCAAUUUCCAAUCUUAACUUGGAACCUUGGAUCCAAAUUGAGACUGGAUGCAUCCUUCCCUUUUCUUCUUCUUCUUCUUUUCCCGUUUUUUUCUUCAAUUAAAAUUGUAAAUCCUAUAUCAUGUGUAUGUAUCGCAGCAAUAUAAAACUACUUUUCCAUGGA